GGAGUUUGGCCCUCCUCUGCGAGUUUGGUCGCAUUGCGGCGGAGUGGAGGCCACCUGUGUGGAGGCCUGCUGCUCUGGCUGUGGUAGCCCCGCUUCUGGUCCACGGACCUCAGUGGGGCUCUUAACCAGACCUCGCGGAAGGUUGAGGCAAGCUAAGUAGCGUCGACUCGGCCCUCAGCGCCCUUGGGAAAGGGGGCGCCGCUUUGCUUGCUUGGAGGCGGCGUGGGAGCGUCUCAGUCUCCUGGGCCCCUCUCCCUGUCGCCCCCGUGACGGCGAAAAGUCCCCAUGGAAUCUUGAUUCACUGAGUGAUCUUGAGCUCAGGGCGACGCCUAGCUUGUAGUUCCUGGCCGCGUUCGAUUUCAAGGAACUUUGUGAGAAUUUCAGUACAUGGAAACACUGUUUGUGUUCCAACCAGUGUACAUCCAAAGGUCUCAGUUUAAUACCAGGACCAAAAUAUUGCAUGUCAGUCAGCCAGCCAGCCACAGCUUUAAUGACUCCUAAAAUCUCAUGGACUUUUAACGCAGCAACAUGGCUGGUGCUGCUGUCAUAGUUCCUGGGUUGUUGCGAGGCUCCGUGGGUGCCAUCUGCACUCAGGCUGCUUCACUGAGACCGACACCCAGCGCUUGGCGCUACGUCAGUCUAACCAGUGUAAUGAAAUCCAAAAGGAAAGCUGAUCACUUGGAGAGAACUGCAAAUGUCAUCCGACGGGAGGUCGUGUCAGCUGCCAGGGUGUGUGGCACUACCCCUGAGUCACCCUCCGUGAAGAGGCUCCGCCUGCUGGUUGCUGAUAAAGAUUUCUCUUUCAAAGCUGGCCAGUGGGUUGAUUUCUUUAUCCCAGGAGUUUCUGUGGUUGGUGGGUUCUCCGUAUGCUCCAGCCCCAGACUGCUAGAACAAGACAGAAUGAUAGAAUUGGCGGUGAAAUAUACAAACCAUCCUCCUGCUUUGUGGAUUCACAAUCAGUGCACACUGGACUCUGAAGUGGCCGUGAGAGUGGGUGGAGACUUCUUCUUUGACCCUCAGCCUGAAGAUGCCUCUAGAAAUCUCGUGUUGAUUGCAGGAGGAGUUGGAAUUAACCCUCUGCUUUCCAUCCUGCGGCACUCUGUGGAUCUCCACAGAGAACGGGAAAACAAAGGAAGUGGAUAUGAGAUGGGAACAACAAAGCUGUUCUACAGUGCAAAAAACACCAGCGAGCUCCUGUUUCAGAAAAAUAUCCUCGAUUUAGUAAAUGAAUUUCCUGAGAAGAUUGCAUGCAGUUUGCAUGUUACAAAACAGACUACACAAAUCAGUGCAGAGCUCAAGCCGUACAUCACAGAAGGAAGAAUAACAGAGAAGGAGGUAAGAGAUCAUAUUUCAGAAGAGACUCUGUUCUAUAUUUGUGGCCCACCUCCAAUGACGGACUUUUUCUCCAAACAACUGGAAAGCAGCCAUGUUCCCAAAGAGCACAUUUGCUUUGAGAAGUGGUGGUAGGAAGUGAGUGAAGGUGGAAAAGAAGGCUGUGAGGUCUGCUCUGGACAGAGCAGAUACCACGUUUGUUAUUUGUGGCAAGGUGAAUUCACUUCUGCCCAUCCUUACCUUUUAAGGCUGUGAACCAAGUGACCAGCUAGGGAAGAAAAGAAAAGCCAGUGGACAGACUUAAAUGAUAAACUUUUUGCAAAGACCUCAUUGAUAAAACUAUUUUUUAGUAUGUUUUUUAUUAAUAACUGAUUAUCUCCUGAUGUACCUUGAAUUUACAAUACAGAUUUUCUUUCCCCUUAGGGAGAAAAAGGACAUAUACUUAUAUUUAAUCAUAUGAAAAUGUGGUUUUGUUUGUGAAAUGUUGGCCAUCUUUAAAUUAUUUGACAACCUUUAUGUCUUAUGUUCAAUAAAUUUAUAAUUUAAAUAUA
Manis javanica (Malayan pangolin) is the source of this 1883-nucleotide messenger RNA. RefSeq names its product oxidoreductase NAD binding domain containing 1 (gene OXNAD1). The record is from RefSeq and is a predicted model, not a curated record. Gene Ontology annotation, cellular component: mitochondrion. Gene Ontology annotation, molecular function: oxidoreductase activity. Lineage: Eukaryota; Metazoa; Chordata; Mammalia; Pholidota; Manidae.